Molecule: messenger RNA, 1043 nt
Organism: Enhydra lutris kenyoni (northern sea otter)
Lineage: Eukaryota; Metazoa; Chordata; Mammalia; Carnivora; Mustelidae
Product: cerebral dopamine neurotrophic factor
Exons: 4
Coding region: 1-564 (187 amino acids)
Biological process (GO): dopaminergic neuron differentiation; neuron projection development
Cellular component (GO): endoplasmic reticulum
Source: RefSeq, a predicted model, not a curated record
AUGUGGUUCAUGGGCCCAGCCGCAGUGGUGGCCUUUUGUGCCGGACUUUGGGUGUCUAACCCGAGGACGGCGAUGGGCCAGGAGGCCGGGGAACGGCCAGGGGCCGACUGUGAAGUUUGUAAGGAAUUCUUGAACCGAUUCUAUAAUUCCUUGAUAGCCAGAGGAGUCAACUUUUCCCUGGACACCAUAGAAAAGGAAUUGGUCAGCUUUUGCUUGGAUGUCAAAGGAAAAGAAAACCGCUUGUGCUAUUAUCUAGGUGCAACGAAGGAUGCAGCCACGAAGAUCCUCAGUGAAGUCGCUCGCCCAAUGAGUGUGCAUAUGCCGGCGGCUAAGAUUUGCGAGAAGCUCAAGAAGAUGGACAGCCAGAUCUGUGAACUGAAAUAUGAAAAGAAAUUGGACCUGGCAUCAGUGGACCUGUCAAAGAUGAGAGUAGCAGAGCUGAAACAGAUAUUACACAGCUGGGGAGAGGAGUGCAGAGCCUGUGCGGAGAAAACCGACUACGUGAAUCUCAUCACUGAACUGGCACCCAAGUAUGCAGCAGCCGACCCCAAAACAGAGCUCUGACCCUCCAAUGCUGGUGCGCCAUUAAUGAAAGACACAGUGACUCUCCAGGAAAAUGACUUGUUGGUUAAGAGUAACUGGGAGUUGCGCUGUAUGUGGUCUCAUUAUUUUUGCUUUAAGAAAAAAACCAACCAAGAAUUGAUUACUUGGAUUUACAAUGAAAACUGCUGAUAUUCGUGUCUUACAUUUGCAGUGUACCCAAACCUAACAGUGCCUUUCUCAUAAUUUUUGUAAGGAUCACAUAUAUUGUCUUAAUCCAUGUCCUUAAAAUCAAGAAAUGUGAACUACUGAGAAAUUGAUGGAGUAAGUCAAUUCAAAGAAGGAAGACAGUGCUCAGAGGCCCCUCUCUGUGCACUAAUUUUUAAUUAAAUAUAUUGAUUUAGGAAAAAAGAGACAAUGUUUUGUCUACCUAACUCCCACCUUCAAUCCAAAAGAAUAACACGGCAUAAUCAAAGGUUUUAAAAAGUAAACUUUGUACUUUC